Messenger RNA from Emys orbicularis (European pond turtle), 1470 nucleotides. RefSeq names its product G protein subunit alpha L (gene GNAL). The record is from RefSeq and is a predicted model, not a curated record. The transcript has 12 exons. Gene Ontology annotation, cellular component: heterotrimeric G-protein complex. Bases 1 to 1470 code for a protein of 489 amino acids. NCBI's taxonomy places the organism in Eukaryota, Metazoa, Chordata, Testudines, Emydidae. Gene Ontology annotation, biological process: sensory perception of chemical stimulus; adenylate cyclase-activating dopamine receptor signaling pathway. Gene Ontology annotation, molecular function: GTP binding; G protein-coupled receptor binding; GTPase activity.
AUGGGGCUCUGCUACAGUCUGCGCCCGCGGCUCUUUGGGGACCCCGGCGGAGGCGGCUCCAUCUCCAGCGCCGCCUCGGAGCCCGAGCAGCCCGCAGAGCACACGGCCCCCCCGCCGCAGCCGCUCGGAGCCCCGCGGGGAGGCAGCUGCUGCGGGCAGCCGGGGGCCGGGGGCUCGCUCCACCCUGCAGACAAGCCCGGGGGAGAGGCGGACGGGCCGCCGCCGCCGCUGCUGCUGCAGAACGGAGGCGGCAACGGGGCGGCCCCGGAGCGGCAGCCGCUGCCGAAGCCCGGCGGCAAACAGCCCCGGCAGCCGCCUCAGCCGGCCGCGCUGCAGAGACCCUGGGAGAAGCUGCGCCUGGAAGAGCGGGAGGCGGAGAAGGAGGCGAGGAAAGUCAGCAAGAGCAUCGACCGGGCGCUGAAGGAGCAGAAGCGGGAGUACAAGCAAACGCACCGGCUGCUGCUGCUGGGAGCUGGUGAGUCAGGAAAAAGCACUAUUGUGAAACAAAUGAGGAUCCUGCAUGUCAAUGGAUUUAAUUCAGAAGAAAAGAAACAGAAAAUACUGGAUAUUCGGAAAAAUGUUAAAGAUGCGAUUGUGACUAUAGUUUCAGCAAUGGGCACUUUAAUACCCCCAGUUCCACUGGCCAAUCCGGAAAACCAGUUUCGAAUGGACUACAUCAAGAGUAUAGCUCCGCUUUCCGAUUUUGACUAUACACAGGAAUUCUUUGAACAUGCAAAAAAGCUCUGGGAUGAUGAAGGAGUAAAGGCAUGCUUCGAGAGGUCAAACGAAUACCAACUGAUUGACUGUGCACAGUACUUUCUGGAAAGAAUUGACAGCGUCAGUAUGGUUGACUAUACACCCACAGACCAGGAUCUAUUAAGAUGCAGAGUUUUGACAUCAGGGAUUUUUGAAACAAGAUUUCAAGUAGAUAAAGUAAAUUUUCACAUGUUUGAUGUAGGUGGCCAGAGAGACGAAAGAAGAAAAUGGAUCCAAUGUUUUAAUGAUGUCACUGCUAUAAUCUUUGUUGUGGCCUGUAGCAGCUACAACAUGGUAAUAAGGGAAGACAAUAACACAAACAGACUACGGGAAUCCCUGGAUCUCUUCAAAAGCAUCUGGAACAAUAGGUGGUUACGGACCAUUUCUAUCAUUUUGUUCUUGAACAAACAGGAUAUGCUAGCUGAAAAGGUCUUGGCAGGGAAAUCAAAAAUUGAAGAUUACUUUCCUGAAUAUGUGCGUUACACUGUACCUGAUGAUGCAACACCAGAUGCUGGAGAAGAUCCCAAAGUCACAAGAGCCAAGUUCUUUAUCCGGGAUGAGUUUUUAAGGAUAAGUACAGCAAGUGGAGAUGGCAGGCAUUACUGCUACCCACAUUUCACAUGUGCAGUGGACACAGAAAACAUCCGCAGAGUGUUCAACGAUUGUCGAGACAUCAUUCAGAGAAUGCAUCUUCGCCAGUAUGAACUCUUGUGA